Messenger RNA from Pollicipes pollicipes, 1408 nucleotides. RefSeq names its product protein MEMO1. Lineage: Eukaryota; Metazoa; Arthropoda; Thecostraca; Pollicipedomorpha; Pollicipedidae. The transcript is spliced from 8 exons. The coding region runs from base 151 to 1044 and encodes 297 amino acids. The record is from RefSeq and is a predicted model, not a curated record.
UUGAGUUUUGUGUUUUUGCCCCAUUCCUUUGUCGAGGGGAAUAUCCUUUGUUUUACUUCUUGUCUUCGGGGCUGAGAAUCAGAAUAUUUCUGCCAGAAGGAAAGACUGAUUCCGCAGGUGUUAGCAGCAACUUUCAAAAUAGGAGCCAGAAUGUCAUCUGUGAGAAGAGCAACCCAUGCUGGCAGCUGGUACUCAAAUUCUGACCGUGAGCUGGGAGACCAGCUUGAGAAGUGGCUUAAUGCAGCUGAUCUCUGCCAUGGACCAGCUCGUGCCAUCAUUGCGCCGCACGCCGGCUACUCGUACUGCGGCGCGUGCGGCGCGUUCGCGUACCGCCAGGUGUCGCCCAUCUGCGUGAAGCGGGUCUUCAUCCUGGGCCCGUCGCACCACGUGCGGCUGAGCGGCUGCGCGCUCUCCUCGACGCUCAAGUACAGCACGCCGCUGUAUGAUCUCACGUUAGACCAGGGCGUCUAUGACCAGUUGUAUGCCACGGAGCAGUUCGAGCGGAUGAGUUUAUCGACGGACGAGGACGAGCAUAGCAUAGAGAUGCACCUGCCCUACAUUGCCAAAGUGAUGGAGAACUUCAAGGGCCAGUUCACGAUCGUGCCUGUGCUGGUGGGCUCGCUCACGCCCGAGAAGGAGGCGCGCUACGGCCGACUGCUGGCGCCCUACCUGGCCGACCCGGCCAACCUGUUCGUCGUGUCGAGCGACUUCUGCCACUGGGGUCAGCGCUUCCGCUACGUCAACGGCGGCGACCGCGCCAACGGCCACAUCCACGAGUUCAUCCAGCAGCUGGACCGCGAGGGCAUGGACAUCAUCGAGUCGCUGGACCCGGCCAAGUUCACGCAGUACCUGCAGCGCACCGGCAACACCAUCUGUGGCCGCCACCCCAUCGGCGUGCUGCUGAACGCCGUGGCCAAAUUGAACGAGACGCCUAACGGCCACCGGAUGAAGCUGAAGUUCCUCAAGUACGCGCAGUCCAGCCAGUGCCGCUCAAUCAACGACUCGUCGGUGAGCUACGCCUCGGCGUCGCUCAUCUUCGAAUGAUGCGGGUGGGACGGCCCCAGCUCGCAGCCGCGGGCCGCCCCAGCCGGCCCUAGCCCGUCGGCCGCCGUCCCGGCGCGCCUCACCGAACGCCACCCCGUUUUAUACCGUACGGCCGCGCCGCGUUUUUGUACACCAGCCGCGCGGACCGGCGCGGCCGGCAGCGCCGCCGGCGCGCGCGUCCGCCCCGCCCGCGUGUGGUGCCCGCCAGGCUCCUCCGGCACCAACCGCCGCACCAGUGGUGCCGGCGGGCGACGCGCGCGCCGAUGCCGGGCGGCCGCACUCCGCAGCUAAUUAUCUCAUCGACGCGUUGCACGGCCCGCGCGUGUGACUAGCUAAAUAAGACAAUACAUCAUGUAAUCACGAA